Molecule: messenger RNA, 2600 nt
Organism: Gambusia affinis (western mosquitofish)
Lineage: Eukaryota; Metazoa; Chordata; Actinopteri; Cyprinodontiformes; Poeciliidae
Product: activin receptor type-2B-like
Exons: 11
Coding region: 108-1601 (497 amino acids)
Biological process (GO): cellular response to growth factor stimulus; activin receptor signaling pathway; protein phosphorylation
Cellular component (GO): plasma membrane; activin receptor complex
Molecular function (GO): activin receptor activity; ATP binding; activin binding
Source: RefSeq, a predicted model, not a curated record
UCUGGAUCUGCUGCAGUCCGGGGGAUCCGGGUCCGGUUGGGGGUCCGGUGGUUUGGAUGUUGGAUCAAGGAGAGAGGAGCAGCAGGACCUCCUGCUGAGCCGGAGGCAUGAUGCUGCUGGCGGCUCUGAGCUCAGGUUUGGGCCCCAGCGAGGGCCCCACCAGGCAGUGCCAAUACUACAACAUGAACUACGAGGCGGAGAAGACCAACAGAAGCGGCGUGGAGGCGUGUGAGGGCGAGGAGGACAAACGCUCACAUUGCUACGCCUCCUGGAGAAACCAAUCAGGAUCCAUGGAGCUGCUGAGGAAAGGAUGCUGGUUGGACGACUUCAACUGCUACGACCGGCUGGACUGCGUGGCGACCGAGGAAAGUCCCCAGGUUUUCUUCUGCUGCUGUGAAGGAAACUUCUGCAAUCAGAACUUCACCCACCUGCCUGACCUCAGCAGCCCAGUGAUGGAGGCUCCGCCCACCAGGGCGCUGGACGUCCUGAUCUACUGCCUGGUGUCGGCCGCCAUGCUGUCCGUGGUUCUACUCCUCGCCGUCUGGAUGUACCGACGCCGGAAGCCUCUGUAUGGAAACGUGGAGGAUCCCGGUCCUGUUCCCGCCUCCCCCCUGCUGGGGCUGAAGCCCCUGCAGCUGCUGGAGCUGAAAGCUAGGGGGCGCUUUGGCUGCGUGUGGAAGGGCCAGAUCCUGAAUGAAUACGUGGCUGUGAAGAUCUUCGCCAGCCAGAACCAGGAGUCGUGGCAGAACGAGAGAGACGUGUUCCUGACGCCGGGGAUGAGGCACCACAACAUCCUGAGGUUCAUCGCGGCCGAGAGACGAGGGAGUCUCCCAGAGAGCGAACUGUGGCUCAUCAGCGAGUUCCACGAGAGGGGCUCCCUGUCGGACUUCCUGAAGGUGAACACGGUCAGCUGGACCGAGCUGUGCCACAUCGCCGAGUCCAUGGCCCGCGGCCUGGCCUACCUCCACGAGGACAUCCCCCACCUGAGAGGAGACCGCCACAAACCGGCCGUGGCUCACAGGGACUUUAAGAGCAAGAACGUCCUCCUGCGCUCAGACCUCACCGCCGUCAUCGCCGACUUCGGCCUGGCCGUCCUCUUCAAGCCGGGGCAGCCGCCUGGAGAGACGCACGGACAGGUGGGCACCAGACGCUACAUGGCUCCGGAGGUCCUGGAGGGAGCCAUCAACUUCCAGAGAGACGCCUUCCUCCGGAUCGACAUGUACGCCGUGGGACUGGUGCUGUGGGAGGCGGUGAGCCGCUGCAGCGCCGCCGACGGUCCGCUGGGUCAGUACCUGCUGCCGUUUGAGGAGGAAGUGGGUCAGCACCCGACCCUGGAGGACCUGCAGGAGGUCGUGGUCCACAAGAAGACGAGGCCGGCCAUCAAGGAGUUCUGGCUCAAGCACAGUGGUCUGGCCCAGGUCUGUGUGACAGCAGAGGAAUGCUGGGAUCAGGACGCCGAGGCUCGUCUGUCUGCCAGCUGCGUUGAGGAGAGAAUCUCCCAGAUCCGCCGCCACGCCGCCGGCCUGGCUCCGCCCACUUCUGGCACCGUCCCCACCGUUACCGUGGUAACCAACCACCUGCCUGAAGAGUCCGGUAGCUGAGGAGAACCUGCGGUCCCUCAGCUAUGCUGCCCCCUGCUGGACACCGGAGCUGCUGGGAAACGCAGAGACCUUCCCACCAGAUGGAGGCGCUGUCGCUCCCCGGACUCCUUUUGGUUUUAGCAGGUUACAUGACCUCUUCCUGACCUUCGGAUCUGACUAGUUGAAUCCUGAAAAUUCAGAAAGAGGAAGUGAGGUCAGAAGGAAAGCACAGAUUGUGAUUGGUUGACUGAGCUCAGCCAAUCAGAGCACAGAGAUAAAAUUCCUCAGGUAACCUGGAUGACAGGGGUCAGUUAGGGGCGGGGCUUCGAAACGUGUGUGUGUGUUUAGCAUUGUUUACAUGUUAGCUUCUCCACACAAGAUAAAAACCUAAUUUUAGGGUCAGAGGUUACGGUUAGGUAUGUACUGCAGAUGGUUAGAGAUAGGACAAAGGUCAGGGGUCAGCCUAUAGAAACUAAUGAGGUAUGGUGGUAUAGCAAUGUGUAACAUCACAUUUUAUUUAUUAAUCUUAGUUAUAGGCCUGAGACCUUUGACCUCCAGCAGCACCACCCUGUGGCUGGUGGUUCCAGCAGAAAUCAGCAGCAGUUUGAGGGAAUAACCGAACCGACGCUCCAACAGGAAGGAUUUAUCCUGGCUCCUUUGACUAGGACAGAGGCUGCUGCUGUUUCAUGCCUGACUGCUAAUCAGAGCCUGCAGCGCCACCUGCUGGUCUCCCUGUUUAACUGGGACUAAACCCGACCUGUGUCCCUUCUGGGACGCCGUCCAGGACAGGAAGCUCCAGGAUUCCUUCCUGCUGCUGGAAGCCAAGUUUGGACCUUCCUGGUUCCUGCAGAGCUUGAAGCAAACGCAGCAGGAAAUCCUGGUUCUGUUCAGUUUCUGCAGAUUCCUUCAGGUCCGGGAUGGUUCUGCUCACAGAACCAGCAGCUGGCAAAAACAAGGAAAACAUCCGUUCACAUCAGUCUGGUUCUGUAGGGAAAUAAUAAAUCAUGUCUCAUCAUUUUC